Miniopterus natalensis is the source of this 596-nucleotide messenger RNA. RefSeq names its product mitochondrial fission process 1 (gene MTFP1). Gene Ontology annotation, biological process: mitochondrial fission. Gene Ontology annotation, cellular component: mitochondrion. NCBI's taxonomy places the organism in Eukaryota, Metazoa, Chordata, Mammalia, Chiroptera, Miniopteridae. The record is from RefSeq and is a predicted model, not a curated record.
AUGGCCGAGUCGCCCCCGCGGGGUGCAGAGCGCGACCUUUUUCGGGACACGUGGGUGCGAUACCUGGGCUACGCCAAUGAGGUGGGGGAGGCCUUCCGCUCCAUGGUGCCAGCAGCCGUGGUGUGGCUGAGCUAUGGUGUGUCCAGCUCCUACGUGCUGGCUGAUGCCAUUGACAAGGGCAAGAAGGCAGGAGAGAUGCCAAGCCCUGAAGCCAGCCGCAGCACCAGGGUGACUGUAGCUGUGGUGGAUACCUUCGUGUGGCAGGCUCUGGCCUCUGUGGCCAUUCCAGGUUUCACUAUCAACCGCGUGUGUGCAGCCUCUCUCUACGUCCUUGGCACUGCCACCCGCUGGCCUCUGGCUGUCCGCAAGUGGACCACCACUGCUCUGGGACUGCUGGUCAUCCCCAUAAUCAUCCACCCCAUUGACAGGUCAGUGGACUUCCUCCUGGACUCCAGCCUGCGCAAGCUCUACCCCUCAGUGGAGAAGCCCAGCUCCUCCUGACCCCACCCUGGCACCUGGCUUGGGGGUUGGCUCACUCCCUGCUUUGUUCCAACCUCCACCUCCUGCCAGGGGAUUCGACGCUUGGCUCCCUGGGG